AAUCCCGCACCAAUGGAAUCUAGCGCCGUGCAAAGGGGACUGGAGGACGGGCAGAAUGAGGGAGCCGUGAUGUGUGGCUACUUGAAGAGCAUCAUGGAUGGGUACAAGCAAAAGAUGGUGUCGCCCGGCAGGCACAUGCUCCUUCCACUAGCCAUCAUGAGAUGUGGCUUGACAGCACUCACCGGGCGCGAAGCAUCAAUAAAUGACGUGCUACAUGUAUUGUCGGCUUCUGCAUUUGAUGCCGUGGACAAGCUUUUCGCCGCUGCUGAAAAGGCCGGGGGCAGGGGAGAUACUGUGAAGAAGCAAGCGGAACUCCGUCUGAAGGCUCAAGAGCAGCAAUUCUGGAAGAAGCAGGGGGGGGAGCAAGUUACCCUCAAAGAGCUGUUGGACAGGGAUCCAGCUUUGGCGUCUGGCUUUGAGUACAAUAUCGAUACGUUUCAUGUGAAUGAAAAGAAGCAGCUAGCUCCGGACACGGGGUUUGCCCACGGCGGACCACGAACUGGUCCGGCCUACGCCGAGCUACUCGAGUCAGCCAACGCGAUGACCGAGCGCCCCGAACCACACGUUGGGUGGAGAGGCGGUCCGGCAAGCGGAGUAGGCCCGAUGAGGGGGAUUGCUACAGCGAAGACGGGGUUCGGCUGGUGUGGGAGGAUGUAUCCGUGGCACAACAUUUUACCAUACACUUCCACCACGUAAUGUUACGAUGCGCCGCUCGACAAAAGGCAGGACGACUGAUGACGCCACAGGAAGUAGCUAGGGAGAUCGCCACGUGUGCAGAGCAUUGGGCGGGCAUUCAUGGACAUUGCCAUCGAGA
Molecule: messenger RNA, 814 nt
Organism: Closterium sp. NIES-67
Lineage: Eukaryota; Viridiplantae; Streptophyta; Zygnematophyceae; Desmidiales; Closteriaceae
Source: the annotation of a GenBank genome assembly